Molecule: messenger RNA, 1398 nt
Organism: Ectocarpus siliculosus
Lineage: Eukaryota; Phaeophyceae; Ectocarpales; Ectocarpaceae
Source: the annotation of a GenBank genome assembly
AUGUUUGAGCCCAACGGAGUAGCUCUAGACAUUUUCGGAGACAAGGAGACCUCUGACGCCCGCCGGCGUUGCCAGCCCACGACUGAGGAAGACCGUGCGAUUUUCGACUUGCACCUGAGCGUGUCCGUCUCGUACGCGAUCUCGUACAUCGGGUGGAAGCACAUGCCCUACUGCUCCGAGCAAAUCGCCGCCGAGGCAGAAGCGCUUGGGGUCCCCAUGUCGCUGGUAGACGUCGGCGAGGGUGACCCUGAGCCUAGCACCGACACGCCGUGGGGGCUCGCGAAAGCCUACAUCGACGAGGUGUGGGCGUUCCUCAUGGAGAACGACGGCUGGAACGCAGAUGGACGCUUAGGGGGCAGGGAAGUCAACCUCACCCCCUUCACCGGCGACUUCGUUUUCUCUGACUCGGCGGGAAGCACCUGGGACGGGUACGAGCCGAAGAAUUCACCCUACAAGAGAUGCAUGCACUGCAGGCGGCGAAACCACGAGAAGAUUGAGUUCAGCAGCACCGAGAGGUGGCAGCCUUUGAUGGAGUCCAAUGGCCUUGGCUACGUCAACUCGCAGGUGCACGUCACCCCGCACAUCGGCGUUACCGGCCGAUUCUUCGGCUUCAACACCGCCGAGGACGAGGAGGCUUGGGGAGCGCGAACACUCGACAGACCGCCGUACCAGGACAGGUACGAUGAGGCCGCUAGAGAGGUUCUCGAGGCGUCAACGGUGGCUGCAUACGACCCAGCAAAACUGUUCGCCAUCUCCUUGUUCGACAACAAGUUCAACUCACUUCCUCCACUCAAGAUCGUGUACUUCUUUGACCGCGGCGACUUGUCCCUGAUGGACUUCCUCGAGUUAUCGGUCAAGUCGCAGCUCGCGAUCUACAACAGCGUGUUACUCGCGUGGAGGGAGAAGGUUCGCCAUGAUGCCCCGCGCCCUGCGUCCGUGAUCAGGAAUGAGCUGGGAGACGAACUCGUCGACGCCUACGCGGGUCCCGACAUCGGCAUUCAGACCAUCAAGGCAUCGGAGUGGGAGCCGUACAUUCGCACCAUGCCUCACAGCGAAUACCCGUCAGGCUCUUCGUGCAUCUGCGAGGGAUUUGCUAGUGCGCUCAGGCUCUGGGCGGGGAACGACACGAUCGAUCCUCCAAUCGGGUUCCCUCCCCCCGAGUUCGGCGGCCCCAUCCUCGAAUUUUCGAGCUGGACCGAGGUGUCGCAGAUGUGUGGAGACAGCCGCGUGUGGGCCGGUUUACACUUUGAGGAGGCGGUCCCUGCUGGAGCGGAACUCUGCGGUGGCGACGAAAUCGCGGUGUCCAUAGCUUCUUCUAUCGAUGCGCUCACCGCCGGCGACGAGAGUGCCGCCGUUUUCAAAAGGGAUGUCGGCGAGCUUGUACUGCGCCCCUUGUGA